Messenger RNA from Penicillium mononematosum, 885 nucleotides. RefSeq names its product SDR family NAD(P)-dependent oxidoreductase. The transcript is spliced from 3 exons. Lineage: Eukaryota; Fungi; Ascomycota; Eurotiomycetes; Eurotiales; Aspergillaceae. Gene Ontology annotation, molecular function: oxidoreductase activity. The record is from RefSeq and is a predicted model, not a curated record. Bases 1 to 885 code for a protein of 294 amino acids.
AUGGCUCAUCUCCAAGCAUCGAAUCUAUUCUCAGUCAAGGACCGGGUGGUCGUGAUCACCGGAGGCGGAAGUGGCCUCGGUCGUAUCAUGACCAAAGCCCUAGAUGCCAACGAAGUCUCGAAGAUCUUCAUCCUAGGCCGACGCGAGAACGCGCUAAACGAAACCAUCUCUCAAACCACAAACGGCACCGUGAUCCCAAUCCAAUGCGACAUCACCUCAAAAGAAUCCCUCGAGAAAGCCUACAACGCCGUCGCAGCGCGAACAACACACGUCGACCUCCUAAUCGCCAACAGCGGCGUAAUGGAAGACGGGUCCCUCCCGCCGCUGUCGCAACUCCGGGACGAACUCUUCAACGUCCCCAUGGAGGAGUUCAAUACCGUGAUGAAUGUAAAUGUCACCGGGUCGUAUUACACGGUGUUGGCAUUCUUGCCUCUCCUUGAGGCGGCGAAUAAGAGACGUCCGGCGCCGCAGGAGGAUGUUCUUGCUGCCCCGACUGCGCAGAUUAUUAUUACCAGCUCGAUUGCUGGGUUUAGUCGCAAGGUACCGUUUAGCUUUGCGUAUAAUGCUUCCAAGGCGGCGACGACGCAUCUCGUCAAGAUGCUUUCCACGGCGUUUGCUUAUUACGGUAUUCGUGUUAAUGGUAUCUCGCCUGGUCUUUACUCCUCUGAUAUGGCCGAUCAUAUCUUCCGCGCAUCAGGUAUUCAGGGUCGUGCUAUUUCGGAUGGCUCUUUCCCGAAGGAGAUGAUUCCUGCUACUCGGGGUGGUAGUGAGGAGGACUUGGCGGGUUUGAUUGUUUGGCUGGCUAGUAACUCGGGUGGUUAUAUCAAUGGGAAUAUCUUGCUUACUGAUGGUGGUCGGAUUUCUGUUGCGCCUGCUGUCUACUGA